AUGCAACCCAAUCAAAAAGAAAUAAUACAGUUGACCCCAACUUUGCCAGCCUUACAGCAAGUUGUCAGAUCCAAUCAUGGCUUUUCUUCGAUACAUUUAGACUCUUCAAAUUCACUUAUCUCUCGCGAAAAAAAUGAAAAUGACACGAACACUUCUGAACAUCUUAGAAAUAACGGCGAACAACAAACUUGUGAAGUUGUCGGCUUUCAGGAUCAACCUUACAUAUCGAAACAGGUUGUACAUCGUAAGAAGACAUCGAGUUGCCAGAGAAUAUUCAAACAUGAAAGUGUCUCAAUUGAACCAUCAUAUAGAAAGAUUGAAGAAAUUCCUAAUUUUAGGGUAAUGAAUAAAAGUAAAGGUACUAUCUUUGGUCCUCAGCUGGCAGAAUUUCCCAACGAAGUGCUAACGCAAAUUUUUUCCUAUCUACCCGCAACCUCGCUUUCGAUUGUAUCACUAGUGUCGAAGAGAUUCCACAUUCUAGCCGCUACAUCUCAUGUUUGGCGUAUUGCUUUCUCUCGAUUUUUCUCAUGUCAAGAUGCUGUCGACGAUUCUGUCGCUGCUAAUAUCUCAAUCUCUAGCUUAUGCGGUCAGCAAAAAAUUCGAUCUGAGAUACGAUUUUUCUGCAGACUAACAUGUCUUCCAUCCUGGCGCAGUGAGUAUAUUACUCGAACAAAACUGAUACGUUGUAUCAGAAGGGGUAGACCGUUACAAAUCACAAAAUCUGCUGGCAUAUUUUCUCAGUCUCAAAAUUCUCCAGGCAAUAUCACUGCUGUAGUGACUUUUAGUUCUGGGCUCAGAACUGCCGUUAAGCGUAUUCAUGCCAUUUUUGGUUCUGAGGGCUCACCUCGUUUUAUUCACGGAACUAAUGAGCCUGGAUCUGCAACUCUCAGUAAUCCAAGCACAGGGAAAGUUGGAGAUUGGGGUCUAUCACAAAUCCACGAAAUAUCACAGUUUUCAGAAAUUUGGACAGGUCGCCAACCCUAUGGCCUCGACGAUAAUGUUAUAGGAGCUCCAAAUCCUAUGGAAGUAAGUCAACCAUACGGUAUGAUUGUUGGCGAGUGUCUUCCCGGCGGAAAACUUUACUUUCGAGCUUCGGAUGAAAUUCGUGGUAGAUUUCUUCCUAUGACAACUAAGCUCGUAGAUCAUGAAACAGGUAUUCCUGCAAUACCAGAGAUGAAUGAUGGGAUUUCCGCAGUAUGGAUAGCAAAAUCCAAAUCGGUUCCUACAGUCACCAAGGGCUUAAUAGGCAUGUUUUGUGGCUCUACAUUGGGUAUUGUUACAGCCUACUCUCUGGGGCAUGAUAAUUCUCUUGAGAGACGGAUCCCAAGAGGCACUAUCACAGCUAGGUGGGCUCUUAGUCCUGGAGUACCAAUUAUAGCCUUAGAGAUUGAUGAAUCUUUCAACAUAAAACGGAAGUCUAAUGGGCGUGUUUGGGCAGUCGCGCUUAACGCUUUGGGUGAGGUUUUCUACCUCACAGAAUUACCUUCGUCUAUUUUAAUUCAUCAAAAACUUGAGAAGAAGGAACAUGAGAGACAAGCCUGGAUAACUGGUCGUACGGUGCAAUGGGAAUUAGUUGAAUCAUCACGCAGAUCUAUUCGAGACAAUCCUUACAAUACGAACAACACCCAAGCAAGAUUUUACUCGAGAUCAUCAUCAAAAAAUUCAAAUUUAUCUCCAGGGCAGCUAAAAAUCGAGACUUAUGAGGUAGAAAAACAGUUUCAUCAUCUUCCAGGACAUUUUCGUAAAACAUUUGAUGGUUGGGAUAUGCGUCGCAGGCUACAUGUUGAUUUUGCAGGUGACGACAAGAACGGAGCCGGAGAGGCAAUAUUUGUCAUCAUGUGUGGAACUUCAAAGAAAUGCCAAUCUAAAAUUGAAAGGUUGACUCGAUAUAAAACUGUGCAAAAAUUUGCUGAAAACGAUUCUUAUGCACAGCUAUCUUCAACUGAGUUAGAAUCUGUACCAAAAUUCCUCAUGACAUCCACUUCUCUAGAAUCUUCAAUUUCAACUCUAAACAUGGAUAAUAUUAGCUCUCCCAAAACAUUAAAAGACUGCACGAAGAUUGCAGUUCCCAAUAAUUCAUUUACUGAAACUGAAGGCAGUGGCGUUAGAAAUGAAUGGCACAUCACUCGUUUUUCAAUGAAAGAAUGGUCGGACGUUGAGAUAAUUUGCAGUGCCAUCGACAUGUCAAAAUAUGCUUUGAUGACAAUUGGAGAAGAUCCGAUCUUUCAUGUGAGAGAGGAAAAGAAUAAAUUUUCUCACAUCAAUGCAGAGUAUUUUGAAUCAAUUCAUUCGUCAUUAAUCCCGGGCCAUCGUGCACGCUUGUUGGCCAUAGGUACUAAAACUGGCUCUCUAAUUUUAUGGAAUAUGCGUGGAAAUCAGUCCACCAACCCACAUAUAAUUAACGAAUCAUCUCCUCUACGUAUGAUUCAGACUGACUCGCCGAAAAUAACAUGUGUUGCUGUAUCUGCUCUACAAGUUGUUCAUGGUGGAAGUGAUGGUCUCGUACAAGCUUGGGAUCCUUUAGCAUCAACUACUCUACCGAUUCGUACUCUCAACUCCCGAUUUUCAUCCCAGACUCGCCGCAGACUAAUACAAGCCGAAGUUUCAACUACAGGCAUGGCAAUCCAACUUCCUGCUGCUGGCUCAAUUGUACUCGACCCAGAUCCGAAUUCUCUACGCGGUAUGGUUUCUUUGGGCACGCAUUUGAGAUAUUGGGCUUAUUCCUCUUCUGAAAAUAAUGAAAGCUAUGGCAAAAAAUUUCGAACGCGCCGCGCAUGUGACGGACUCUAUGAACAUGUUACAGAUAAGUUUACUAAUACUGGCCGUGGAGAGCUACAGGAUUACAUAAACUCAGAGCGAGAAGAGCUGAAGAGAAAUAGGCUACAUCAAAUUCGGGAAGAUUCAUUCUUACGUCGCCGUUUUGGCGUUGGUAUUGGUGAUCUUACAGAAGAAGAGUCGAUUCGGUAUGCAGAAAUGAUCUCUGCAGAAGAAUAUGCGAAAAAUGAACAACUUCACGCGGCCCAAUCCGAACAUUUGGGGAACAAAAACGUGUUAUCUGAUGAUGUCUCUGUUCUUGACAGACAAUCUUCAGAACCUAAUGUUAGGUCUAGUCCCUAUUAUAAUUUUGAGAAAGAUCUCGAAGAAGCCAUACGUCUAUCGCUGAACAAUGAUAAUCUAUAA
This is a messenger RNA of Blumeria graminis f. sp. triticale, 3180 nucleotides long. Lineage: Eukaryota; Fungi; Ascomycota; Leotiomycetes; Helotiales; Erysiphaceae. The record is from the annotation of a GenBank genome assembly.